Messenger RNA from Branchiostoma floridae (Florida lancelet), 3100 nucleotides. RefSeq lists its product as uncharacterized. The transcript has 9 exons. Gene Ontology annotation, molecular function: cysteine-type endopeptidase activity. The record is from RefSeq and is a predicted model, not a curated record. The coding region runs from base 1 to 1119 and encodes 372 amino acids. Gene Ontology annotation, biological process: proteolysis. NCBI's taxonomy places the organism in Eukaryota, Metazoa, Chordata, Leptocardii, Amphioxiformes, Branchiostomatidae.
AUGGCGCCUCGCGUGCUGCACGUGUCCGGGACCAACCGCCAAGUCGGGCUCCAGGUCGGCAGGGGCACGAGGAAACAGAUCCACGACUUCAUGGGCUCCUACCACCGUUCAAGAGACAUUGCCUCCUACAGACCAGCGAGGGGCGGCGGGUGGUUCUUGAGGGCGGCGAAAACGGCAUACCCCAACUAUGUGGAGGAGCUGGAGGGGAUGGCAGAGGGAUCAGAGGUUCCGUUCGAGCACUUGUUCAUCGUCAACUACGAGUUCGAGCUCGAGCUGCUGAACAUGAAGAAGAAAGAAGAGGUGGAAGAGUUGAAAGGCUGCACCACGGUCUUCCUGAACUACCGUGACGGCCCGAGGGUGCUGGCACACAACGAGGACGGCCCGGCCGGCGAGCAGGGGUGCCUGGUGGUGGCGCAUGUCGAGCCGUACAGGCUGCCCGGGGGGAAGACUCUGCCGGAGGAGAACUUCGUGUCGUACUGCUACACGGGCAUCCUGCCGGGGGUGGCGUACUCCUUCAACUCCCACGGCCUGUGCGUCACGUGUAACACGCUGGUGUCAAAGGAAGCGGAGGAAGAUAAGAUCGGUGUAUCGUUUGCUUGCCGAGCGGUACUAUCCGCCACCUCCGUUGAGGAGGCCGUGGCAAUGCUGAAGGGUGACGGUGUCGGCAUGUGCAUUGGUUACUCCUUCAACAUGGCCAGCACCAAGGACAGCACCCGGAGGAUGUACUCUGUAGAGACGGCCGCGGCGGUGGGGCAGGCGACCACUCUGGUGUCCGUGCACGCUGUGGAACCGGCGGACGGGAGUACUGAGGGACAUUACUACCACUAUAAUCUAUAUGAACACCUCUCCGUUCCCGAGUGGCCGAUGAGCCCCAGUUCACACCACAGGAAGGCACGAGCCUCCGAAAUGGCCGCACCUCGGAACAAAGGGGACGUUCUCGCUGUUCUAGGUGACAUAAAAGACCCGGAGUACCCGAUUUACCGGUAUGGAUCAGGAAAGGACAAGGGAUACACACUCAACACAGCGGUGUUCGACCUUCAGGAGGGUGUGUUGGAGGUUCACACUGCCAACCCCACCACUACCAAGGGGCCGGCACUGCAGUUCUUCCUACCAGCUUGAAGCCCCGUUAGAAAUCAAGAUCUGAACUGGGCCGACAUGUCCAGAUGGGCAUUUUCGGCCAAAGUACGGCUACGUUUUGUCUAUUAUUACUUGGGCUUUGAGCAAUUCUUAGCAGGUCGUCCGUUGGGAUAUUAACAUCCGUGAUGUUAGAUGUUCACCAAAAGUGCAGAAAAGACAAUAACUUCAACUUUCCGGAAUGAUACACCGAGCAGAUUUUCAUUAAAAAAUACGGUCGACGCUCGACGAGCUCUAGCCGAUCUAUAAAGUCAACCGGUGUUCGCUUGAAUUGUGACGCAGACGUAAAGUCGACUGGCCUAGUGGACCAAGUAGUACUUGGACCAGUGGAUUGCGUCCAAGUACCUCCCACAUACGUGCCAAAAGCAACAUAACAAAUCAAAAUCGUUUGGUUGGAAGCUGUAUCGUGCUCCCCAUUUGAUACACCAAACUUACAAGCAAGGUUGUGUGUUGUAUGGGGGAAAUAAAUGUGUAUGUUGUUCAUGUUAUACAACUGCAGUUUUUGUAUGGAUCUUUGUCUCUGUUCAUUUUAUGUACCAUUGAAGACGCCCUUAUGUAAAAUUCAGUCCAUAGCCAAUACGUCGUUUGCUGUUUUCUUUUGUUGUUGUUGAUGUUGCUGUUGCAAAAUGGUGACCAGGGACUUCAAUGAUAAACCAAUCGAAUACGUCUUUCUGACAGUGAGUUAUGCUUCGCUUACAACCGGGAUAUUUGCGGAAACGGAAAAUAAAAGUACAUUCUACGUGUUUCGUUGCCUUUUACAUGCAUACUUUUCGUUCCCGACAGGGGGCGGGGCCCGGUUUGGAAAUGUGACCGAAAAUGUAUCCGGGUUUGUCUGUAAAAGGAAUAAUCUUUCUACCAAAGACAGUCACCUCUUUCCUCUCCCCGAACGAUCUGGAAUGACGUCAUGACGCAUAUCAUGCCAUAUGAGCCGCCCCACAUUUCUGCUACAGCUAUCAGAUAAAAAUGGCUGAUGAAAAUGAAUGACGAACGUGAGAGAAUGGCGGCCAUGGCGCGGCCCGUACGACAACCCAUGGACGCUGGGUUUGCCUUCGACAUGCAUGCUCAUGGGCUCUGUGGACCCCAUGGCGGAGUGUAUGAUAGAAAAGUAUGUCCGAGAGCGAGAGGCAAAACUACAGUACGAGCGGACCUUCACCAAGCUGGUGAACUACGUCGAGCGGGGCCCGGAGGGUUUCAGCACCGAGGAGUUUAUCGGACAGCUUCGGGAGAUGGCGGGGAAGGCGGCCGAGGCCGGGCACGACGACGCCCCGAGGCAUCAACGGAACCUCGCCCGGAUCGAGAAGUUGUCCGAAAAAUCAGCAACUUGGGAAACUAUCAGGCUGAUAUUCUAUGACACAGAAGAAGAAUCUUGAAAAGACGUCGAUAUCGUAUUCACUGUAUAUAGCACUAGACAUAACGUUAUUUCUAAACAAGGAUGGCACGUGCGCUACAUGCAGAAUUGUGCUCUAUCUGUAUCGCAUAGAAGACAUCCACAACGUACAGUGAAAUAUAUUUUUCAUCAAUUUAUGAUUUCCAAUGUAUUCAUGAUGUAAUGAUGUAGGAUUACUGUCAUAACCUGGAAUAGAACAUUGAAAUUAUCGAGCCUAUGUCAUUCUUUACGUAGUCAUUUACACAAUCUUCUUUGUGUAAGCUUGAUAGAAAAUCUAUGAGUAUUGUGAGAUUCUUUUUUUGGCAAAUUUGAAUUUCUGAUCCUAGUUAUAAAUCCAUCCGUAUAUCUUCACUGCGAUUAGAAAAAAAAAGUGUGUAGCUGAACGAAGCCAGUUUGCACCAGAAGGGGUCACUUAUUUUGUCAUUCUGUCGUCAAAGAUUUUAAGAACAUCCUACAAUGAUCUACAAUGGUAAAGGGGUAUUUUGACACGAUGUACAGAGUACCUUUGAAUCAGCAUACAUAUACUAUUAAUUUGUGUGAGGGUGUAGUGUAGUUGCCUUGUAUUCCGAAGUUCGAGAA